Molecule: messenger RNA, 1059 nt
Organism: Penicillium olsonii
Lineage: Eukaryota; Fungi; Ascomycota; Eurotiomycetes; Eurotiales; Aspergillaceae
Source: the annotation of a GenBank genome assembly
AUGGAAGACAUACCGCAGACCGACUGCUCAGCGCGGACCGACCGCGAAGUUAGGUCUUCUCCUCCCCCCUCUUUUGCUAACAGCAGUACGGAUGAUAAGCCCCAGCGGUCCGGCCAACCGCUGAUGGGGUUCUUCCGACCAGCAGGCGAUGUAUCAUCGUCGUCAGAGUCAAGUCCCACGUCCAACAGCAGCUUCGCCCGGCAGCUUGGCGAGCUCGUGCACCUCACUGCGGAUUUCGAGUCAUUUAUAAAGGGUUUUGAUGCUAAGGCUGCCGUGCGACCCUUUGGAGAUGACGGCGGUCCGGAUGGUGAAGACGUGAGUGCUGGGACGGAGACGGUCAGAAAAGUCCAAUUCCUUCUACAGUAUGGAGAUUACGCUGGUGUUAUCUGGAACUGUCUGCGCAGGAUCUCUCGUCUUUCCCUCAAGUCUUUGCCAGACUCUGUCGCCUCAUUUGAGCGAGAUCUUGAAAGGGAAGAUGGCCAGAAUUCCAACGGAGAGGGGGAGAUGACGAGUCUCCUGAGGGAUCUGGUCAUCAGACUCCGACAGGAUGAUGCUCGAAUCGACUAUAGGAUGGCAAGGGCGGCAAUUCGCGUGUAUGCGGACAGAAAUCAACUUUGCCACAACGUACGAGUUCGAAGAGCCAAUUCCGCGGACAUCAUCUAUGAUGCUCGUGAGGUCGAACGUCUGUUGCCCGAUAAGUUGAUGAAUGACCGUGUCACCUGGGAACGAAUCGCCAGGUCGUGCGCAGACCUCAAGGCAUGGCUGGAUCGUACACGCCUGCCUGAUCAGUUACAGUUCCGGAACGUCAUGCCUACCUCUAUACAGCAGAAGGAGUUUAAGCAAGAGCUCGACCGAGGCUUGCGCAAAGACCGGCUGGACCAGAUGUACGGCAAAGACGGAGAGGCGAAGAGGCUGAAGCAGCCCUGUUCCCGGCCGGACAGAGCACAAUCAGAUCCCGUCCCUUACGUGCCAACGAUGGACCCAGUUUACUCGCCAUCGCGCCGUUAUCGACCCGUCCCCGCUGCAGAUGGGACAGCACCCCUUUCUCCCGUAGAGUAG